UGACCGCUUGACGUUUGACGAGUUCAUCUGCUCUGCUUGAUCUGCGUAUAAAGCGUCGUCUAUAGUUUGUUUUAUUUAAAAAAAGAAAAGAAAAACAGCCUUGUUAAGCAAUUAUAUAUUCACAAGUGUAACGGAGCUUGUAAUAAAGGAUAGCGGAGAAGUAAUAUGGGUAUAGAAAACAUGCGUCGCUGGCCAAUGUACAUUGUUUUCGCUGUAUGUAUUUUACUCACCCUUUCACUACUCAAUAGUUGGAGUUCAGAGACAGAAUUACAAAACAGAAUUGGCGAAUUAGGUGCACAGCUACAAGAAUGUUCAAGACAGCAAACAUCGUGUAUGGAAGAAUCACUACGGUAUCAGCAACAACGAGACAUAUACAAUACGAAAGUAAGCGAUUUAGAAAGUGCGAAAAUGAAAUUAAACACCAAUUAUUCAGAGUUAAAGACUAAAUUAGCGAAGUCUGAGAUACAAGUGAAUAGGACUCUAGUCGAUGUGGAAUUAUGUAAAACGGAAUUACAAUCUCUCAAAAACUUGCAAGUAAGUAAGUCAGCUAUAUUAGAAACUCUAAGGUUGGAGAAAGAAACGUUGACAGCGCAGUUAGAAGAAAGAAAGAAUAGGAUUGAAGAUUUGGAGAGAGAAAUUAAUAAACUUAAAUCGGCUAUGACUACAAAGAGUGCUCCAAACCCUGCAGUGUCAUCCAAAGUGACUCCAGCGGCACAGCCUCCAAAACUUAGCUCGGCUCUCAAUGUUAAUAAUCCUAUUAAUGAACCUGUACUAGAAAACAAUGCUAAGGAAGAUAUUGAAGAUCCGAGUGCAUUAAAUGACGUAGACAAUUUUGAACAGUAAUAAGUUUUAUCUGUUAAUGUAAGAUACCAAAUCGGAGGCCUCACAGUUGUGAUAUCUUCAUCCUGUUGUCCACUCUGAGUCUGCCCAAGGUACAUUUGAUAUAAAUAUCCAUGUACAAUUAUACUUAGAGCAGUUUUGAUAUUUUUCAUUUUUUCAUGUUCAUGUUUAUAGUUGUAUUGUAUAUU
Molecule: messenger RNA, 1028 nt
Organism: Melitaea cinxia (Glanville fritillary)
Lineage: Eukaryota; Metazoa; Arthropoda; Insecta; Lepidoptera; Nymphalidae
Product: putative leucine-rich repeat-containing protein DDB_G0290503
Exons: 1
Coding region: 166-843 (225 amino acids)
Source: RefSeq, a predicted model, not a curated record